AUGCUUCCCAAGGGUUGUAUAAAGAACAUUGAGGCUCUAUGCUCUAGAUUUCUAUGGACUGGAAACAUUGAUAAAUGUGGCAUUGCUAAGAUCUCAUGGUCAAUGGUUUGCGUGCCAAAAGAGGAGGGAGAUUGGCACUGGGACACACAUUUACAAGAUAAGUCCUUAUGGACUAUUGAGCCUUCUCCCACUGACUCUUGGGCCUGGAAAAGAUUGUUCAAGAUUCGCCCAGUUACUCUUCAGUUCUGUAAAAUCUCGAUAGGAAAUGGGCUUUCAGCUAGUUUUUGGUUCGAUGUUUGGUCCCCGUUGGGUCAGCUUAUCAAUUAUAUUGGAGCUUCAGGGCAGAGAGCUCUUCGUAUCAGGAGAAAAGCAGUCGUUGCUGAUGCAAUACAUGGUUCAUCUUGGUCGCUACCGCAUCCAAGAUCAGAGCAGGAAGUUGAUCUUUACUCUUAUAUUACAACUAUCUCUCUGCCUCUGACCCCUGAUAUUGAUGAUGUCUAUGAAUGGGUUGCUGGUGAUACUCCUUCUCGUUCUUUCAGGUCAUCAACCACAUGGGAAAUUCUCAGGCCAAGAUAG
Molecule: messenger RNA, 576 nt
Organism: Brassica oleracea var. oleracea
Lineage: Eukaryota; Viridiplantae; Streptophyta; Magnoliopsida; Brassicales; Brassicaceae
Exons: 2
Coding region: 1-576 (191 amino acids)
Source: RefSeq, a predicted model, not a curated record